ACAACAAACAUGAUGAGUGACAGCGCACGCUCAUAUUUUCAUAGGAUUGAAAUCUGUCUUGCGCCUAAAUCAUAAGCAUCCAACCAGCAUGGCUUAGCCAGAAUGGUCUCUGCCUGUGACAUUAUUUUUCCUGAAAAAUGUCGUCAUGUUCUCGACAUUUUAUUUUAAAUGACCUUGGCAGCUAGUUCUUUUGUUUUUCUAUCAUUGUUUACUCUGAUCAAUCUGGACCGUCAACUGAGGGUGACCAUGUCAGUGUAAAGCAUCACCCAGGAGGAUAUGCCUACAACCCCUCAAAUAUUAAUUACUUCAAUACCCCUUACACAAAUGUAGCAGAAAUUUGGAGCAUCAAACAGAAGAAUAUGCGUACUACUACAAAUACAUAACCUGUCUUCUAAUUUUCACUCUGGAUAGCGAAAAGGAAAAGGGAUCUCUUCAAGUCUCUAUUGAGGAUCGGCUCCUCUUAUUUACCUCUUGAUAAUAAUUGAAGCCCUUCUCUGCCUUUAAAAUCGUCCUAGAAACUUGGUAACCAGCGUAGCGAGAGAGAGUGAGAGAGCGACUAUGUCACCAUCUUACUGUAUCAAGGAGAAGAAGCCCUGCGUCGGAUGGGUUGACAAGUACUUUGGGGACUGUCUGUGCAGUCUCAGAGACGAGUUCUCCUUUGGGUUUGGUCUUAUCAGUUUGGUUUGUUGGGGAGUUGCAGAAAUCCCUCAGAUAAUCACCAACUUCCGCACAAAAUCUAGCCAUGGAGUCUCUCUUGCAUUUCUGCUCACUUGGAUCGCCGGCGACGUUUUCAAUUUGGUUGGUUGCCUUCUCGAACCAGCAACACUGCCCACCCAGUAUUACACAGCUCUGCUAUACACCACGAGUACUGUAGUACUAGUGUUGCAGAGCGUCUACUAUGAUGACAUCUAUCCAUGGUGGAAGUACGGACAGAUCAACUCUAAUCAAGUGGUUGAAGAAGAGAGAAAACCUCUGAAACCUAAAGCUGGUGGGUCAGGGAUUCCCAUACCCAAUACUCCAGUCAAAGCAGGAUCCACUCUUCGGGAUUAUUACUAUACGUCAGCGAGGUCACUGGCAGGAAGCACUACUCCACCAUUUCGAUCUUAUCUCAGGACGGCUCGAAGUGGUCCUUCGACUGUGGGGCUUGACAACGACUCAUCAUCUGAUGAUGACACAACCCACGUUGCAUCCCAUAAGACUGUUAGCAAGCCUAAGCCAAUCCCACGGUCGGCAGGCUAUGGGGCAUAUUUAGCUACGUCCGUCAAUUUGCCUCGGCAAAGUAAAGCUAUGAUGGAAGUGUCUCUUGGAUUUACAGGGAGAAAACUCUUACACCAGGAAAGUGGGAUGGAGAACAGUGCCUUCGGGCAAUGGUUAGGAUGGUUGAUGGCUGCUAUAUACAUGGGCGGUCGACUCCCUCAGAUAUGGUUAAAUAUUAAAAGGGGGAGUGUGGAGGGCUUGAACCCUCUCAUGUUCGUUUUUGCACUCAUUGCCAAUGUAACUUAUGUGGCAAGUAUUCUUGUAAGAACCACCGAAUGGGAAAAAAUUAAAGCUAAUAUGCCCUGGUUGCUGGAUGCUGCAGUUUGUGUGAUGCUUGACUUAUUUGUAUCCUUUACCAAUCUUCUUCAGGAAAGCUCUUUUUUAUCCAAAUACUGUGCAGGUAACUCACAUAUGUUCAUUGUUCGUUACACCUUAACCAAAAUCAUAACAGAUUAUAUUGCAGUACAUAUAUUAUAAGUACCUCCGAAAGAAAAUUUCAAGUGCUGGAGAAGACCUGGGAGAUUAUAUUGCGGCAAAUAAAGCAGUUGUGUCUUGACUGCUUACUAUAUUUGAUAUUUGGGUCUUUGCUAUUUACCCUGUCAAUAUCGUUUGUGUACUAUCUGCUCUGUUUUUGGGGGAAAGCUUAGAGUUGCAAUGAGUCUCCACUGCAUUCACCUCAUGAAAAGGUCCCUUUACAAUUAGGCAGUAGGUGGGCGUUGAGUGAAUGACGGCAAGUUUAUAUGGUAUUGAUCUUUUCUUAUUAUUGUCAACUUCUAGUAUGUAUUUCUUAAUGGAAUUGGUUAUGAAAAAUCAAGUAGAGACAUAGAAUGUCUGAAAAGUUGGUUGAAA
Vitis vinifera (wine grape) is the source of this 2106-nucleotide messenger RNA. RefSeq names its product probable vacuolar amino acid transporter YPQ1. Lineage: Eukaryota; Viridiplantae; Streptophyta; Magnoliopsida; Vitales; Vitaceae. The record is from RefSeq and is a predicted model, not a curated record. The transcript has 11 exons. The coding region runs from base 559 to 1734 and encodes 391 amino acids.